Molecule: messenger RNA, 3230 nt
Organism: Cannabis sativa
Lineage: Eukaryota; Viridiplantae; Streptophyta; Magnoliopsida; Rosales; Cannabaceae
Exons: 4
Coding region: 200-2332 (710 amino acids)
Source: RefSeq, a predicted model, not a curated record
AUUUAAAUUGAAAUUAGACUAUGGAUAAUUUACAUAUAUAUUUGUGUUUAUAUGAUUAUAUAUAUAAUCUAAAAUCUAAUUAUUAUAAUUUAUAUUUGAAUUGUAGAUAUGAAGAAAUAUUAUCCAAUAGUUCCAAAUUUAUCACAUCAAAUUGAACCAGAGGUUGAUAGAAGUUCAAAGAGACUGUAAUUCAAUAAAUAUGGCAAAUCUUCCAACUGAUCCUGGAUUACGAGCUCCAAUUUCUGAUUAUAAUCCCAAUAUUCAAGAUGAAAUUCGAAGACAUUAUUUACAACAAGGGCCUUGCAAACCAAGAAGUCACAAUUUUCCUCCUACUUUCUUUGGAAAACAAAAGCGUUGGUUCAACAUUGCAUGGUUUGAUCAAUUUCCUACUUGGCUAGAAUAUAACAUAAGUAAAAAUUCUGUGUUUUGUCUAUAUUGCUAUAUUUUUAAACCAAACAAUGGAAAACAAGGUGGCGGUCAAACAUUUGUUAGUAAAGGUUUUUCAAAUUGGAAGGACAAAAAAAGAUUUAUUAUUCGUGUAGGAGAUCACAAUAGUGAUCAUUAUCAAAGUUACAAGAAGUGUGAAGAUUUAAUGAAUGAAAAACAACAAAUUCAACAUAUAUUUUCGAAGAAGAAUAACAAUGAUCUAAAUAGUUACUAUGUUCGAUUAACUGCAUCGGUUGACAGUAUUCGAUUUCUUCUACGACAAGGUCUUGCAUUUCGUGGUCAUGAUGAGUCCCAAAAUUCUACUAAUCAAGGUAACUUUCUUGAACUUUUAACUUUUUUGGUUGAUCAUAAUGAAGAAAUUAGAGCUGUUGCUUUGAAGAAUGCUCCUGAAAAUCUUAAAUUGACUUCACCAAAGAUUCAAAAGGAUAUUGUAAAUGCAUCUAUAAAAGAGCAAAUGGUCGUAAUGUUUCGUUACGUGGACAAGAAAGGGUAUGUAAUUGAACGAUUCAUUGGGAUUGAACAUGUUCCAAAUACUACAGUUGUCUCACUAAAAAUAGCAAUUGAUAAGCUAUUUUCAAAGCAUGGGUUGAGCAUAUCUAGAUUACGUGGUCAAGAGUAUGAUGGAGCUAGCAACAUGAGUGGAGAGUUUAACGGUUUAAAGAGUAUUAUCAUGAAGAAAAUUGAAUGUGCUUUCUUUGUCCAUUGCUUUGCUCAUCAGUUACAGUUAGCGCUCAUGGGUGUGGCCAAAAAGCAUGAUUUAAUAGGUACUUUUCUCACUGUGGUAUCAAAUGUGGUGAAUAUUGUUGGAGCUUCAUCUAUGCGUCGCGACAUUCUUCGAGAAAAACAAGCUGCCAAAGUCAUUGAAGCAUUAAAAAGUGGACAACUUUCAAGUGGAAAAGGCCUAAAUCAAGAUAAUGGGAUUAAACGUCCAUGUGAGACACGUUGGGGAUCACAUUUUCGUACUUUGGUAAGCUUUACUAUCAUGUUUUCAUCUAUUACUGAUGUGCUUGAGGAGAUUGCAAAUGAUAGUUUGAAUAGUGACCAAAAGUAUGAAGCAUCUAUCAUGUUACAAGUGGUGCAAACAUAUGAUUUUGUAUUUAGCUUGAAUUCGGUGAAGAAUAUACUUGGAAUUACAAAUGAGUUGUCACAAGUCUUAGAAAGAGGUGAUCAAGAUAUUGUAAAUGCCAUGGAUUUAGUUAGAGUAUGCAAGAAACAAUUACAAAUGAUGAGAGAUAAUGGAUGGAAUUCUCUAAUGGAAGAAGUGUCUGAUUUCUGUGUUGAGAUGAACAUUGAUGUUCUUAAUAUGGAUAAUAUGUAUUGUGCUCAAGGAAAAUCACGACCCAAGGCUCCAAAGCUUACAAAUUUUCACUUCUUUCGUAUUGAUUAUUUCAAUACUGUGAUAGAUUUACAACUACAAGAGUUAAAUAGUCGUUUCAAUGAGGCUAACACUGAGUUGUUGCUUUGUUUGGCAUGUUUGUCUCCCAAUAAUUCAUUUUCUGCUUUUGACAAGGGAAAGUUAAUUCGUCUUGCUCAACUUUAUCCACAUGAUUUUUCUACAACAGAUUUAAAGAUGUUAGAGUGUCAACUUCAAACUUAUGUUGAAGAUAUCCGUUCUCAUGUUGCAUUUUUAGAAUUGAAAGGAAUUGCUGAUCUUUCUAAGAGACUAUAUUUGCUUAUUAAAUUGGCACUAACACUUCCAGUUGCAACAGCUUUAGUAGAAAGAGCAUUCUCAGCUAUGAACAUUGUGAAAAAUCAAAUGCGCAACAAAAUGGGAGAUCAAUGGUUGAAUGACAGUUUGACAGUACAUCUCGAAAAGGAUGUAUUCAAUGCUAUUGACAACGAGCUUAUCAUUCAUCGUUUUCAAAACAUGAAAACUUGUCGAUGACAACUCUAAAGAUAUGAGCUCAAAAAUUGAUAUAUUUUGCUAAAAUUUUAGAAUAUUGAGUGUGUUAUAUAUUUUGAACAUCGUUUUAGAUUUUCUUUUUUUUUUUUUUCUAUUGGAGGAUUUUUAGUGUUUGAUAUUUAAUAUCUUUUUAGUUGGGAAUUGAAAUAUUGAAUUGUGUUUUUCUUUAUGUUUACUUGUUUUUUUUUUUUGGAAUAUUUUUAUAUAUGAAAAAAAUUUACGCCCACCCUCCAAUUAAAUUCUGGGUCCGCCACUGUAUGGUGGGAUGUUAUAAAUUGUUUGGUGGAUAUAAUAUAAUCUUAUUCAUAAAAAAAACUUAGUCGAUGACGUGGUCAUGUUUGGUUAUUAGCAAUAAUCUUAUGGCUGACAUUAAGCAUUUUAUUGAGUCCAUCUCUUUUUGUUACGCAGAUUAUGACUCCUAUUUAUCUGCCUCUUCCGAGGAUGUUACAACCCUUGUUGGUCAAGAUUGCAAUGUUAAAGUUGAAAGGGACACUGUGUGCGUUGUGGCUAUUGCCAGGGACCACAACGAAUCUGUUUUGUGGGUGGUUACAAACAAGCUCAAUUUCUCUGAUUCUCUCAUUGGAGAAGCUGCGGCUUGUCUGUUAGCUAUGAAAACGGUUGUCUCUUUACAGCAUCCUAUUGUUUUGGUGGAGAGCGAUUCUAAAAUAGUUAUCAAGAUUCUGAGGGGCACUCGUUCCAACUGGGAGACUGACAACUAUGUGCAUUAUUGUAAACACCUCUCUACUAAAUUAUUAUGUUGUAAUUUUUCUUUUAUUCAUAGAUAUUGUAAUUUCGCGACCCAUAACGUGGUUACGUGGACUUUUGCAAACAAUGUAACUGGUAUGGUAAAGCUAUCAUCUAUACUAGACAAUAUCUUUUG